AUGGUCUGCGUUCUCGCUCCCGGAUUAAAUCAAUCCAUCUCGCGGUCCUCCAGCCUGAAGGGAAUCCGCUCAAUGCGUAAGCCCACUCGCGCGACUCCUGGCCGUCUCGAGGACGCCGUUAGCGCGCCCGAGAUCAUCAGACAACACAAAGAGGCGAGCAUCAGCCCUGAGCGUGAUACAGAGCCCCAUGAAGAGCGCAUCAUUGAAGCGGUCAAAACAAUCUACUCUUGCUCCGCCAGCAAGUCUACGUUCAACGUGUACGCCCAAGACGUCGUUCUUCGUGACAAUAGUGGCUCUUUCUCCUUGAGCGGGGUAGACAGACUGCGCGAACACUUCGUUGCUCUUCAAAGGGCAUUCCCCAUCGCGAACGUUGCCAAGUUCAAAAUAUCUCCUGGGGCCUCGGCGUCAUUGACUACCAUCGUCGUCGACAUUGAACUCCAGUAUUUCCGUGAUACCAACGUUCCCAGCCCUGCCAAGAUCUCAAAGGGUUUUGUCGUGCUCGAGAUCGCGGAUACGCAUGAUCAUAUCGUGCGGCAAACCGAAAAUUGGGAUCAUGCAUCUCAGAAGCGGAGCGAGGAGGCUUUUCCUUCUCCCAUGCAUCGUCGGACGUCUCUCAGUCAUGAUGAUUCCAUGUACGUCUGA
This is a messenger RNA of Peniophora sp. CBMAI 1063, 642 nucleotides long. Lineage: Eukaryota; Fungi; Basidiomycota; Agaricomycetes; Russulales; Peniophoraceae. The record is from the annotation of a GenBank genome assembly.